AUGCAUUUAGUAGUGAUCAAGAACAAAAUUGUCGACCAGUAUCCCUUCGUCGUGACACCUAUGUUCAAUGCUCUGAACGAUUCCAAAGACCUGGCUUUGCGCCGCAUGCAGUCUGCGGGAACACAUCGAUAUAUGUUGCCAUUCUUGCCCUCACAGCUGGAGGAAAUCGAUGGUAUCUUCGGCGGUGAUCCAUGGCCAUAUGGCCUUGAGGUGAAUCGGAAACCGUUGGAAGCUUUAGUAACUUACCUUGAAGAUCAAACUGUGAUUCCCCACAAGGUUCCGCUAGAACAAUUAUUCGCACUUAUCUAUGGGAAGAACCUCAAGAGGUAA
This is a messenger RNA of Aspergillus pseudonomiae, 330 nucleotides long. RefSeq lists its product as uncharacterized. The record is from RefSeq and is a predicted model, not a curated record. Bases 1 to 330 code for a protein of 109 amino acids. NCBI's taxonomy places the organism in Eukaryota, Fungi, Ascomycota, Eurotiomycetes, Eurotiales, Aspergillaceae. The transcript has a single exon.